Molecule: messenger RNA, 2222 nt
Organism: Cotesia glomerata
Lineage: Eukaryota; Metazoa; Arthropoda; Insecta; Hymenoptera; Braconidae
Gene: Pen
Product: importin subunit alpha
Exons: 7
Coding region: 235-1809 (524 amino acids)
Biological process (GO): NLS-bearing protein import into nucleus
Cellular component (GO): cytoplasm; nucleus
Molecular function (GO): protein binding; nuclear import signal receptor activity
Source: RefSeq, a predicted model, not a curated record
AACGACAGAUGCGCUGCUUCAUACUAUAGUUUGUGAAAAAAACGGCUACAACAGCGAGAGAAUAAAGUGAACUUGGGUUUGGGUAUAACGCAGAAAGAGUCUUUAGUAAACGGCAUUUAUUUUUACUUCUUAUAAAAAUUGUCUUAAAUAACGCUAUUUUGUUAAUUUACAACAAAUAAUUAUUCAUCCAACUAUUUAAUUAUUCACUAACGGUAUUGUUGCCUGAGUUUCACGAUGCCAGCUGCAGAUCAAGAUGCCAUGAAUGCUAGCCGCCUGGCUAAAUUCAAAUAUCACAACAAGUCAGAAGAUGCCAGACGUAGGAGAAAUGAAGUGUCAAUUGAGCUCCGCAAAGCGCGCCGUGAUGAUCAGCUUCUCAAGCGUCGUAACAUCACAAUCGAGGCUAUUGAGUCAUCUCCAAAGUCUCCAGAAUCAUCAGUACAGUCACCAGUACUGAUGACAAUUGAAGAGAUUGUCACUGGCAUGAACAGCAGCGACCCCCACUUACAGCUGCAAGCUACUCAGAACUGCAGAAAAAUGCUUAGUCGGGAGAAACAUCCGCCAAUUGAUACCAUGAUCAACCAGGGCAUUGUUCCACGUUGUGUUGAGUUUUUGAGUCAUACCCACAAUCCAGCGCUCCAAUUCGAAGCAGCAUGGGCAUUGACAAACGUAGCAUCUGGCACAUCUGAGCAAACUCACAUUGUAAUUAAUAACGGCGCCAUCCCAAAGCUUAUCGAGUUACUUAAGUCACCAGCUCAGAAUGUCGCUGAACAAGCUGUCUGGGCUCUUGGUAACAUCGCUGGAGAUGGACCAACUACUCGUGACCUUGUUUUGCAAAACGGGUGUAUGCCAAUUCUUAUUUCGCUGCUCAAACCUGAAUCUGGACUGAGCUUUAUCAGAAAUAUCGUCUGGACUUUAUCAAAUUUGUGCCGAAACAAAAAUCCACCACCACCAUUCGAGAUCGUUAAAACUGCAUUACCAGCUUUAUGCGCACUUUUGGAUACUGGAGAUACUGAUGUUCUUGCUGACGCUUGCUGGGCAUUGUCAUACUUAACCGAUGGAAGCAAUGAAAACAUCCAAACUGUAUUGGACAGCGGAGUGGUUCCAAAACUCGUUAGAUUGUUGGGUUCGGAAGAAGUUACCGUCCUGACACCGGCACUGAGAGCUGUAGGAAACAUUGUCACUGGAAAUGAUGUGCAGACAGACGCUAUUAUUGUUGCUGGUGGAUUGGAGAAAUUGUGUUCUCUGUUGACCCACAAACGCUCCAACAUCGUUAAAGAAGCUGCCUGGACAAUUAGUAACAUUACUGCUGGAAACUCUAAACAAAUUCAGCACGUCAUUGAUGCUGGUAUAAUUACACCGUUGGUCCACGUUCUUGCUUAUGGCGAUUUUAAAUCUCAAAAAGAAGCUGCCUGGGCAGUUACUAAUUUGACAUCCGGUGGAACCGUAGAACAAUUAGUUAUACUAGUACAAAACGGCGUGCUUACACCAUUCUGUAACUUAUUAGAUGCUAAAGAUUAUAAAACUGUUAUGGUUGUGCUUGAUGGAUUAACAAACAUCCUCAAUGCUGCUGACAAAAUGGGCCAGAUUGAGAGCAUCGCGAUAAUGAUCGAAGAAAAUGGUGGACUUGAUAAGUUAGAAGCACUUCAGAACCACGAGAAUGAGAAAGUUUAUCAAAAGGCUCUAGCUAUGAUUGAUGCUUUCUUCUCUGAAGGGGAUGAUGAGAACCAACAGAUUGUACCGCAAGAAAAUGGCAAUCAAUUUAAUUUUCAAACAUCCGAAAGUGCACCACAGGGUGGUUUUCAAUUUUGAUUAGUAGCUAGUAUUAAAUAAAUAAAAUUAAUGCUACAUAAAUUAAGUUUAGGAUAUAAAUUUUACGUUGAUCGCGAUUUUACACGUUUAUAUCGUAAUUUUUAAUUAAUACAAAUACGAACAGUUAAGUAAGGAUAAAAGUUUAAUGCAAUGAUUGAUUCAUUGUAUUUCUUUCUUUUUUUUUUUUUUGUUCCGGUUGAGUAAAACUAACCGUAAUAAAGUACUUUCUCACGUUUCGAUUAAGAUUUAAAAUAUUCAUUUAAAUUCAACGACUUAUCUCCUCUCAAGUUCAAUGAUUUUUUUUUUUAUUACUUACAUUUUUUUUCUUUUAUUUAAUCAUUUUAUGCCAUUUGCCAUCGAUCAUAAUCAUUGUACUUAUCGAUUUUUUUGAUUAAUAAAUAAAAUUUUUGAUA